Molecule: messenger RNA, 1165 nt
Organism: Rhipicephalus microplus (southern cattle tick)
Lineage: Eukaryota; Metazoa; Arthropoda; Arachnida; Ixodida; Ixodidae
Biological process (GO): regulation of transcription by RNA polymerase II; cell differentiation
Cellular component (GO): nucleus
Molecular function (GO): sequence-specific DNA binding; DNA-binding transcription factor activity, RNA polymerase II-specific
Source: RefSeq, a predicted model, not a curated record
AGUCCGUCGAACGGGACGACCGCGCGCAAAGACUUCUCCUGUUUCUUACGGCGCAGCGCUGGCCAGGUUCAGGCAUCUACUGCAGCGCUCCAUGGCGGCGGCCGGCCCCGGGCCCGAGGCCCAGACGCCGGAGCCGCCCACGGAGUCGCCGCCCUGCAACGACCACCAGCAAACGACGGUCGCGACAGUGACGCCACCGCCACCGGUGGACGAAGAGGAGCCCGCGCCAGCAGCGCUCGAACCCCCCCAGCACCAUCGGGCAGGUGAGCCCCGGCCUCCGGGCAAUUGGCCGCUUCCUGAGCUGGGCCGUUUCCUGCUUGCGGGGCCGCCCAGCACCAACGAGCCGCUUCCUGCGGUUGGAGGCGGCCGCUCCUCGUGUCGCGCAGCAGCCGCAGCCAUGGAGAGCAACAUCACGCUGUGGCAGUUUCUGCUCGAGCUGCUGCUGAGCCAGCGCUACAGCCACAUGAUCACCUGGACCAACGAGGAUGGUGAAUUCAAGCUCGUCAACGCCGAAGAGGUGGCGCGCCUCUGGGGGCUCCGCAAGAACAAGCACAACAUGAACUACGACAAGCUGAGCCGGGCGCUCCGCUACUACUACGACAAGAACAUCAUCAAGAAAGUGCUGGGCCAGAAGUUCGUCUACCGCUUCGUCUCGUUCCCGGAGAUCGUCAAGACGGAGAAUAAGAUCCCAUUCCACGUCAAGAUGGAGAGCAUGGCGCAGGCGCCGCAAGACCUCAGCGUCAAAGGUCGUGAGCGCAAGCGCUCGCUCUCCGACGAGGACGAGCCGGCGGCCGACGACGUCUCUUCCACGAGCAGCGGAGGAGGCAAGCGGGCGAGGCCGGAGUCCGACACCGACUCGUGCCCGUCACCAGGCAGCGGAGGAGCCGGUGCCCUGUGCCUUUCCCCGUUCCUGGCGGCCGCCGCCGCGCACCACCGCGGCAAGCUGGCGCUGCCCCUGUACCCUCCGCUGUCGGCGACUCGUCCCUUCAACCUGCCGCCUUUCCCGCCGUUCGGGCCCUUCGUCCCGUACUCGCCGUUCGAGCCGCAGCUCGUCUUCUCGCCCGCCGCAAAGUCCAUCCCAGUGCUGCAGUGACACCAUAACCCGAGCGCUGGACGCCGGGCAGUGCUGCCGCCGAACUAUCAUCGUUACUUGUUUUUUUUUUUU